This is a messenger RNA of Phytophthora nicotianae INRA-310, 1662 nucleotides long. RefSeq lists its product as hypothetical. Gene Ontology annotation, cellular component: nucleus; cytoplasm. The record is from RefSeq and is a predicted model, not a curated record. Lineage: Eukaryota; Oomycota; Peronosporomycetes; Peronosporales; Peronosporaceae. Gene Ontology annotation, molecular function: protein-folding chaperone binding; protein folding chaperone. The transcript has a single exon. The coding region runs from base 1 to 915 and encodes 304 amino acids.
AUGUCUGGGCAACCGUCAGGCUCGACCAAAGCUGCCAAGUGCCAGCGUUCCACCCCGAGACGGAGUAAAGUGCCAGCCCAGCAGCAGUCGCUCGUUAUUGACCUUACCGAAGAGGAGGAAGUAGAAGAGAAGAAUCAGAUGGAGACCCACUUGGAAUCAGAUGACUACUUCGAGGUGUUGAACCUGCCGCGCUCCGCGUCAGCGUCCGACGUCAAGCGUGCGUACAGGAAACUGGCAGUGCAGUGGCACCCGGACAAGAACCGCUCGAGUCCACGCGCCGAGGAGUUUUUCAAGAAGAUCAGCGAGGCGUACGAGGUGCUGAGCGACCCGGAGAAGAGGAAAGUUUAUGAGAAAUAUGGCAAAUCGGGGCUGGAUGGGGCAGCUCCGGCUCACGAUGAACAUUUCGGGUUUAGUGGCUAUAGAGGCUUUUCGACGCAGCACGCUCGCGACAUUUUUGACGCCUUUUUUGGAGGUCAGGACCCAUUUGAAGCAUUCUUUGGGCAGCAUCGAGGGUCGCAGCGCCGUGGAGUGUUUGACGAUGAUUUCUUUGGGUCUAUGGGCCUCGGAGGGAUGAAUAUGGGCAGAGGAUUCGGUAAUACGGGCAUGCCCAUGAUGAGUUCGUUCUUUAGCGAUGGAUUUGGAGACAUGGGAGGAUCAGGUGACUUUUAUUCUACGAGUUCGAGCUCGUCGUCGUCGACUUUCACGGAUCGAAAUGGUCAUGUGAUCACGCAGAAGACGAUGACGACUACGGGUGCUGACGGACGCACGGAGACUGUGACGGAGGAGUAUCGAGAUGGAAAGUUGGUGAACUCUACGUCGUCGUCAAGUGGCAGUCGUUUGGCUGAUGCUGGACGGAUGCAGCUCGAAGGAGGAAGCCACGCCUACCAGCGUCGUGGAUCGCGUCCGAGAUACUAAAAGGCGAUGAAUUGAAAACGUUGGCAAGAAGGCACACCGAUCUAGGGACACGAAUAGAGAACGAAGAAGAAGAAGACUAGCGAGUGGCCAAUUGUAGUGUGCUACGUGGAGCUGCAUUCCCAUUUAACAAUAUUUAGCUUUCGAGGAACGACGAAGUUUUAUUGCUUUUGCUGCUACUUUCCGAACAGGAACACUGCUUCUAUGAUCUAUCCUAACGUUAAUUGUUGGUUCUGCUCCUUUUCACGCUGGAUGGUCUGCAUCAGAUGAUGAAUAAACUCGGAAGCAGUAGCAGUUCGCGUCUAAGACAAAUACGAAGUAAAAGGUUAGAAUUCGUUCAUCAUCCAUCCCAAUUAUUUAACAUACCUGAACAAAGAAAGCGUGUGCCUGGAACGGCAGCUUGCGCAGUGCUCGGCCACUGAACCCUUCGGCCAUUUCUGCAGCCUGUAGCAACUCCAAUGACAAUUCGAGGUCUUCAUUGCCAUUUUCACCACCUGGCGGGCAUGUCAUUUGGUCCACCAUUCGCUUCCUCGACGCUUUUCUUCUCAUUAAUUCUUGGUAGGCAAACAGAGGCUGCGUACUGGGCUUCAGUAUUCCCACCCGUCGAAGUUCUUCAAUGCAGCUCCGCAAAAUUUCAUAACGCGCAUGGCCCGACGGAAGUCCGAUAUACCUGACAAUGAUAAUAAGCGAACUCGUCCGAUCAUGCAGCGGCCAUAUCGCUCUACGUACUGUUUGAUGUCAGCUCUGUCG